Protopterus annectens (West African lungfish) is the source of this 1607-nucleotide messenger RNA. RefSeq names its product ras-related C3 botulinum toxin substrate 1-like. Bases 399 to 977 code for a protein of 192 amino acids. Lineage: Eukaryota; Metazoa; Chordata; Ceratodontiformes; Protopteridae. Gene Ontology annotation, molecular function: GTPase activity; GTP binding; protein kinase binding. Gene Ontology annotation, biological process: regulation of actin cytoskeleton organization; cortical cytoskeleton organization; establishment or maintenance of cell polarity. The record is from RefSeq and is a predicted model, not a curated record. The transcript is spliced from 6 exons. Gene Ontology annotation, cellular component: dendritic spine; cytoplasmic vesicle; plasma membrane.
AUUUUUAACAUCAGCCCUUUAUUCUUGAACUUUCAGACUGCCGCCACAUGCAGUAACAUGUGAAACUUCACAUUCUUCUGCACAAACAGACCGAACCAGGCGCAGCGAGGUAACCCCCCGUGCAGAGCGCGUGUCCGAUGUGGAGGGUGGCGGCGGGGUCUUACAGACGGUGUGACUGUACCAGCCUGCGCACGUAGGUGAGACAGGCGGUGGAUUUCUGUCAGAGACAAGUUAUUUUUUUCCUCAGGAAUGGGGUGGUGCCUGUUUGUAAAACAUAUUCUUGUGAAGAGGGGACGACUAGAAGUAGCGAAUCUAUACUUAUAUGAACUUUUAAUCCCUUCCAUUUAACUGUGCCAAGCAGUAGUCCGAGAAUCCCAACUGGAAGCUGAUAACCGAACAUGAAAAACAUCAAAUGCGUGGUGGUUGGGGACGGUGGUGUGGGUAAAACUUGUCUUCUUAUCAGUUACACAACAAAUGCAUUUCCUGGCGAGUACAUCCCUACAGUUUUUGACAAUUACUCUGCAAAUGUGAUGGUUGAUGGGAAACCAGUAAAUUUGGCUUUAUGGGACACAGCUGGACAAGUCGACUAUGACAGGCUACGCCCUUUAUCAUAUCCAGAGACAGAUGUGUUUUUAGUUUGCUUUUCGCUUGUAAACCACAUGUCAUAUGAAAAUAUCCAAUCAAAGUGGAAACUUGAAGUGCAGCAUCAUUGUCCCAACACACCUAUCAUUGUUGUAGGUACAAAGGUUGAUUUGCGGGAUCAUAAAGAAACUAUUGAAACGCUGAAAGAAAAGCAACUUAAUCCAAUAACCUACCCACAAGGGCUUGCCAUGGCAAAACAAAUUGGUGCUGUAAAAUAUCUUGAGUGCUCUGCGCUUACCCAGAGAGGACUUAAAGCAGUUUUUGAUGAAGCAAUUCGGGCAGUUUUAAUCCCUCCGCCUGCUGAGAAGAGUAAAAGAAGGUGUAUGCUUCUAUAAACAUAUCUAUAACCAUAUACACCUUAUGAAGAACUGGAGACCCCAUUCAGCUUACCCCCUUUUUGUUCGAGCUGUUAGUCAUACUGCCAUGUGUUUUGGCUUGCACAACUUUGUUGUAGUGUUAUGCCUUACAUAUGUAAAUGUACACUACUCAAGAAUUUAACACUGGAAACCUUAUUUCUUGUUAAAUCUAUUUAAACUCCCAUUUUACAGGUUUUACUUAAAUGUAUUUAAAAUGUUGCCAAAAUCGCGGGUAAGUAAGAGUUUUGUGAUUAUUGCACUACAGAUGUGAAGCCUGUAACUGGAUUCAUACAAAGUGGUCUUAAGAAAAGAAACAUGAAAAAUUCUGAUGGCAGAAAUGUUCUGUAUGACUACAUUGCAAAUUUCACAUCUGAAAUUUGAAUGAUGAUGUUAAUGGUCUGGUGCCAAGAAAUGAAUCUUGCUAUAUUCUGGUAUAAUGUAAUUGUCAUAGCUUUAACUAUUGUACACUGUAUUGUAAAUCAACUCAAUUUUAUAGUAAAUAUGCACUUUAUUCAUUGGAUAUGCAAAAUAAAUUGCUUUAUUACUGUAUAGGUGGGAGAAACUAACUCUAGCUGUUGCUGUUUUAUAAUAAACUUCUUAGUAAUUAAA